Molecule: messenger RNA, 1644 nt
Organism: Coffea eugenioides
Lineage: Eukaryota; Viridiplantae; Streptophyta; Magnoliopsida; Gentianales; Rubiaceae
Product: receptor like protein 21-like
Exons: 1
Coding region: 1-1644 (547 amino acids)
Molecular function (GO): protein binding
Source: RefSeq, a predicted model, not a curated record
AUGGGUUCAACUUUUCCAUCUCUGAGGAUCUUGAAUUUGUCAAGAAAUUACUUUGAAGGCAAUAUCCCCCAAUCACUAGGAAACUUGACAGAACUAUGGUCAAUAGAUUUGUCUUACAACAGGCUGUCAGGGGAAGUGCCAGAAGAAAUUGCAACUGGAUGCUCCUCGCUUAUGAACCUGGUAUUGUCGUAUAACAAUCUGGAUGGAAAUUUCCCUUCUACGUUUAUGAACAUUUCAAACCUAUACAUCCUUUAUUUGGAUAGUAACUAUUUCACUGGGCAUAUAUCUUAUGCAUUAUGUCCUAGUGUAAGUGUACGUUAUCUGGACUUUUCAUAUAAUGGUUUUCAGGGCAGAAUUCCUAGUUUGAUUGGAAAUUGUUCGUCAUUGAUAUCUCUUGAUAUGUCAGCCAACUUACUAGAAGGGAGCUUACCAGAAGCUAUAUGCAAACUUUCACAACUUGAAUUUUUAGACCUCUCCAAAAAUCAAUUGAUUGGACCUUUACCAGCUUGCUCCCAACUUACAUCAUUCAAGUUCCUCCACCUGCAUCACAACAUGAUCUCAGGUUCCAUCUUAACGAUGCUGUCUGGAAGCUUCAAUUUGAGGACACUUGAUUUGAGCACUAACAAGCUAUCUGGUGGUAUACCACGCUUUACUGAUAAACUUAAAAAGCUCAGGGUCCUUCUGCUAGGGGGGAAUGAACUGCAAGGUCAUAUUCCAUUGCACUUAUGUCAGCUGCAGAAACUGACAAUUAUGGAUCUUUCUCAGAAUAAAUUUUCUGGGCCACUACCUUCAUGCUUUAGUAAGAUCUCUUUUGGCAGAGGGCAGUUUGACACAGAUGCCUUUCUUACCAAUGGGGAGCUUAUUACAAAGGGAGACUCAAUGGGAUACAAUAAAUCUAAUUCCUUGGGUAUUGAGGAGUACACGUUUGACAUUUUGUUAGAUUCUCCCCAGGAAGAAGAAGUGGAUUUCACAACAAAAAGUAGAGCAGAACGCUAUGCAGGGAAUAUAUUAAAUUUCAUGUCUGGACUUGAUUUGUCGUGUAACCAAUUGAUUGGAGCGAUUCCUCCUGAAUUUGGUGAUCUCAGACAUAUCCGGGCAUUAACUUUAUCCCACAACUACUUGCAAGGAUCUAUUCCCUCAAGACUUUCCAUGUUGAACCAAAUAGAGAGCUUGGAUCUUUCUUACAACGAUUUGAGUGGUGAAAUACCUUCAGAGCUAGCAUCAUUGACUACCUUGUCCAUCUUCAAUGUGUCAUUCAAUAACUUGUCUGGCAGGGUGCCUGAUACAUGGCAGUUUGCAAACUUUGACGAAAGCAAUUAUAGAGGAAAUCCAGGUCUCUGUGGGCCAUUGCUCAAGAGAAGUUGUAACCCCUUUGCUCCACACCCUGAAAAUGUUGGUGAUCAAGACAUAGAAGUUGAUGGUGCAAUUGAUGUGGCAGCAUUCGCUUGGAGCUUUUUUGCUUCAUAUAUGGUGAUUGUGAUUUCAUUAGUAGUAAUUCUUUGUGUUAGCCCUUAUUAUAGAAAAGCAUGGUCUUUUUAUAUUGAUUAUUGGAUCCUGUCGAGAUUCUAUGAGUAUUUCAGGUCUCGUUCCUCAGAAAAAAAGCAAACAUGGAAAGUGUUCAAUUGGAACAUGAGAAGGAGAUGA